AUGGUUGAUGCAACCACAGGUCAUGAAGCCUUAUCUUUCAUGGAUGGUUCAUCUGGAUACAAUCAAAUAAGAAUGUCGCCAGAGGACAAAGAACUCACCGCCUUCCAUACUCCAAAAGGAAUUUACUGUUACAAGGUGAUGCCAUUUGGCCUCAAGAAUGCAGGUGCGACCUAUCAACGUGCAAUGCAAAAGAUUUUUGGUGACAUGCUUCACAAGAAUGUCGAGUGCUACGUUGAUGACCUAGUGAUCAAGUAA
Molecule: messenger RNA, 255 nt
Organism: Prunus armeniaca (apricot)
Lineage: Eukaryota; Viridiplantae; Streptophyta; Magnoliopsida; Rosales; Rosaceae
Source: the annotation of a GenBank genome assembly